CACUUUUCUCCACAUCCUUUUCAUCUCUAUAUAUCUCUCUCCAUUUUCUUUUCUCUUCUACUUUCAUCACUUCAACAUUCCUCCAUUUCUUCCUAUUCAUUAUAAUUCUGAUAAUCAAUUUUUGUUUCUUCAUAAUUUAGAAAAGAAUUUUACGUUUACGUUUUCUCAUCAUGAGUUGCAACGGCUGUCGAAUUCUCAGGAAAGGUUGCAAUGAGAAUUGCAUACUCAGACAAAGUUUACAGGGCAUUGAAAGCUCUCAUGCUCAAGCCAAUGCCACUGUAUUCGUCGCCAAAUUCUUCGGCAGAGCUGGCCUUAUGUCUUUCCUCACUUCCGUUUCCGAAUCUCAACGACCAGCUUUAUUUCAGUCGUUGUUGUUCGAAGCGUGCGGAAGGACGGUAAACCCGGUGCACGGAGCAGUAGGAUUACUGUGGACGGGUAACUGGCACGUGUGCCAGUCGGCGGUAGAAACAGUGCUUAAAGGAGGCGUGUUACGGCCGUUGCCGGAGUUUUCAGGUGUUACUGCUUCGCCGGAAUUUGAUUCCGAAGCAAACGACGUUGAUCUGUUUAGAUCGCAAAGCUCCAACUUCCGAUCUAAGAGAAAAAUUGUAGAUGAGGUGUCGGAGGAUCUAGAUCUCGGACUUACAUCAGGAUCAUCACCGAUGGUUGCCGGAGGUAAACUGAACCGGCGAACGGAGAAACGAAGAGCGGCGACGCCUUCAUUGAAUUCCGAUGAAUCUGAUACAACAACUUUGGAAAGUGGUUUUGUAUACCAUCAAAAUCCAGAACAAGGAAAUGAAACGAAGCUUCUUAGAUUGUUCUUCUGAAGAUUGGUCCAACUAUUAGUUUGGCCUACUUACAAGUUACCGAUUAACUUAAGCUUAGGAAGCGAAUUUUGCUUUUUUUGGUAACUUAAGGAGGUAAUUAAUUAAAAUGCUUCCAUGGCAUCUGGAUUUCUCCAUUAAUGAACUUUUGAGGGAAAAAUGAGAGUUGCUUUUUUUUUUUGGCUUGCUCUCUACUUUUUCUUUUUUUUUUCGGAUUUUCUAUUUUUUGUUUUAAUGACUCGUAAUAAAAAGUCACUUUAGCGUAAUAAAGGUAAUGUAACCAAAAAAAUCCUUUUCAGUAAUAUGUAUUAAAACUUUUAAA
Messenger RNA from Solanum lycopersicum (tomato), 1143 nucleotides. RefSeq names its product LOB domain-containing protein 37. The record is from RefSeq and is a predicted model, not a curated record. Lineage: Eukaryota; Viridiplantae; Streptophyta; Magnoliopsida; Solanales; Solanaceae. Gene Ontology annotation, biological process: regulation of gene expression.